AUGGACGAUGUCCCUCCCCGCGCAUCGGACUCGAGCGCGUCGGCGGAUACGGUGAGAAGCGUUUCCAUAUCCCCGCACGAGGAUGGACAUGCCGGCGAUAUCGUGGAAAAUCCCGACCAAGAGACCCAACUCCUACCAGAUAUUGUUCGAGAAGAUGCAAUGGACGAAGAUCCUCCAUCAGAGCCUGCCACGGCCCCUAUAAACCUAUCCGGCGCGUUGGCGAAGCAAGCACAACAAGGGAACGCCAAUGAGUCCAUGCUCCAGACAAUUUCAACCGAGGCUGGUGAAGCUGGGCCUAUGGCCCCUGGUAUGCAAGCAGCUCAGAGCAUGUUCGAUAACCCGCCAAACCUCGCACGGAUUCGCCGCGUUUUGUUCGAAUGCAAAGAUCCAAUUGAGAUCAGCUUGGAGGAAUUCGAGACAUACUGGCCAUUCAUCGAUAAUGUUUGGGUCAAGCAGAGGACCAAUGCUAGCAAAGAGGGCCACUGUACUACGGACUAUUACAUGUGUCGGCUACGACGCCCGACCCAUCGCACAUCAGAGACUCGCCCGCUGCCAGAAGGGAAACGUCCUCGCAAGAAACGCGUGCGCGAAGGUGGUCUUUGCAAUUUCCAAAUCAAGGUGGUCCGGUUUGACGGUGCAUAUACCACGGUCACGAUUGCGAGAACUCCCGGAAGUGGCAGCGUUCAUUCCCAUGAUUUGGACUAUAUCGACCGAGUCAAGCGCAACUCGGGACUGAUGGAGUUUGCACGCAGAGAAUCUGCUAAGGGAUAUCUGCCUUCCUCGAUUUACACCAAAUUCCAGGAGGAACCAGAGAAGUUGAAUGAAGCUGGAGGGCGGUUUCUCACCGUGACAGACGUGCGCAACGUUUCUGCCAAGUGGCGCAUCCAAAACCCGGAGGUCAAACUUAUUCCCCACGAUGGGUAUGAGCUGGUCAAGGGCCACGGGAUUGUCAAAUCCGUGAACGCCGUCAGUACCGGCGAAUCUGCACAGGCCAACCCCAUUCCGAAUACCUCAUCACCGCAUCUGCCGCCGGACACGUUAUCUUUCCCUAAUUUCUCACUUGACUUCUUACAACCCUAUUUACCUAACCACGCGGAAAAACGCGAUCUGCCUCACGUCACUCUAUCCUAUGCAUCGUCCAUGGACUCCAAGAUCUCCCUUCUACCUGGAAUGCAGACGGUUUUAUCAGGGCCUGAGGCCAAGCUCAUGACCCAUUAUCUUCGCUCGCGCCACGAUGCGAUUCUCAUUGGGGUUGGCACCGUCCUUGCCGAUAACCCGGGCUUGAACUGUCGCCUCGAAGGAGCAGGAGGCUUUGGAGGUCUAGGACGGAUGUGGCAGCCUCGUCCCGUGGUGAUUGACCCCAUGGGACGUUGGCCCAUUCACCCAGAAUGCCGCAUGCUCCGAACGGCCGUGGAGGGCAAAGGCAAAGCACCGUGGGUUGUUGUAUCACCAGGAGCUCAGAUCAACCCUCAAAGACUGAUGAUGCUCAAGGGGUAUGGCGGUGAUUUCCUCCGUAUUGUGGAAUACAAUCAGAACUGGCGAUUACGGUGGGAAGCUGUCCUCCGAGCCCUUGCAUCCGAGGGCAUCAAGAGUGUCAUGAUUGAAGGCGGUGCCACGGUCUUGAGUGAGCUCCUGAACCCGGAGUAUACCAACUUCAUUGACUCGAUUAUCGUGACGGUGGCGCCCACGUAUCUAGGUCGGGGAGGUGUGAGUGUCAGUCCGGAUUCCAAGCUGGACCAAGAGGGCAAGCCCAAUGCGGCGUUGAACCCUCGUGAUGUCAAAUGGACGCCGCUGGGCCAGAAUGUUAUUAUGUGUGGUAACAUUCGACAGCGUGAGACUGAGCGACCGGAAGAUCCCGUAUGA
Molecule: messenger RNA, 1863 nt
Organism: Penicillium subrubescens
Lineage: Eukaryota; Fungi; Ascomycota; Eurotiomycetes; Eurotiales; Aspergillaceae
Product: RibD family protein
Exons: 1
Coding region: 1-1863 (620 amino acids)
Biological process (GO): riboflavin biosynthetic process
Molecular function (GO): 5-amino-6-(5-phosphoribosylamino)uracil reductase activity
Source: RefSeq, a predicted model, not a curated record